CAAGGGGUUUUGGUGCCAAUCCUCUGCCCAAGCGCAUGUUGUUUUCCUAGUCAAUGCUCAAUGUAACCGCACACGCUGCUGGCGAGCAAGCAGCUGUCCGGGUUCCACCAACCCCCGUUGUGGCAUUCGCCGUCUCACAAAUCCAGUUAGGGAAUGCGUUUUGAGUUCAAUGUCGAAAAUAGCCAGAGGCCUAAUACCCGCUUUGCAUGGCUACCAACAUCCUGAUCUCCGUUCGUCCCUUCGUCCGUUCGUCCAUCCAUCCCACACUAUCCAUCCACCCAUUCGUGCUUACUUGUACUUAGCUCGCUCAAUCCAACCGAAAAAGGACAAUAGACUAGCAGUUGCAAGACCCACUCGUACGUGCACCCAGCUCGAAAUAGUUGAACAAUGUGAGCAACUUUUGUCUCCGCCGUUUCAAGCUUGAUCUUCGAAUGAAAGAUCCUCCUGAUCUGUUAGAGAUUCCGGUCUCACCGACCGAAACGGACGCACAAGUAUGAGAUAGAUGGUAGUGCUUGGGCACCUCUCAUUGGAUUAUCCGCUAACAAAGAGAUAUGAACUUGUCGUGAAUAGCGACUCGCUGAAAGCGAGUGAGGAGACCAGGCCUGAACUUGAUUUGCCCAAGAAUCCGCCGAAAUUCCAUUGAAAACAUCAUUAUCCUAACUGUGAGCAAGAGGCAAUCACGACCAGGACUGGCCCGAGUGUCAUUGUGGUUGUAUUCACUAUUGCUUCUCGCCAUUGGAUCGUAUGACAUUUCAUGAUGUGAGAAUUGAAUAAGGGUGUUGUUGUUUUGUGUCGGGCUCUCAAAAACGCCCUGCCACAUUUCCACAGUUUUUAUAUGUCCACAAAGUGUUCUUUAUUGACGUUAGGCGUGCUUCCCAGUGAGUGAGAAAGCCGGCCGACGUUCGGCCUAAUACAUACUGUAGUAGUAAGAACUACGUGGACUACAUGCUCGUUGUCGGAACAGAACAGAGAGACUAAGUAAGCUGACAGCAACAUCUCGUACUAAAGCUGCUGGAUGGAGAGCACCAUGGAAGAAGAUCAAGGGAAAAAGGCGACGGAAACUCCCGUCCACGAGCUCACGUCCGAGGAAAAGUCGUCCAAGCCUCAGAACCUCGCUGACGAGAGUGAAGAGCCGGCAACAACAUCAUCAUCGGACGAGUUCAAUGGCAACAACGACAGUCAAUCUUCAGUUGGUGUUGCCAAAGAGGAGAGAACGGGUGUCGUACACCCAGUCGUGGUAAGAGUGCCAUCCAUAGUCAAUGAUCAUCAUCAUCAUUAUCUUCAUCAUCCCCAGCCCCAGCCCCAGCAACAACGAAAGGCCUUCAUCAGUGGGAUCAAGAUACCCAUUGGCCACGGUCUACCCGAGAGUGAAGACGAGUCCAACCAUCAAGGUGAAGUGCAAGUGCUGAAGUGUGAAUGUGCGUCAGACAGCUUCCUGGGUCAUCAUCAUCAUCAUCAUCCACCGUUUUCAUAUCAGUCGGCAUUUCCACCACCCCGAGUGGCUUUCAUUAUCUCCGAUGCUGAUCACAGAAGUCGUGUCACGCACAAUUCCGUCACGAGAAUCACGACUUUGAACAAUGGGGUGGUGUCCGUGGGAUCUUCAUCCCCGCGAAUGAUUUCUUCGCCCAAUUGGAACGGUAUCCCCCAUCACCACCAUCACCAACACGAGAACGACGUCUCCAGAGGAUCGCCGACGAACAAUAUGACCAGAAGUGUUCAGAAUCAAAACCGAAAUAACGCCCAGCAACAAAAUACCAACGAGGUCAAUUCUAAUCACAUCAUUAGUGCCAGUUCCACCACGGACCAUCGAAACUAUUCCAGUGACUCUCAUCGAGCCAUAACCUCAAGCAAAGAGCAGAGACGACGUGAAAGACGAGAACGUCGAGCUCGUCGCCACCAGCAACGAAACAGUGCCUACGGGGGUGAUCCCUAUUUGCAAGCUCUUUACUCGGGAUUGGUGCCGCUGGAUGGGUCUGUCCCACUAGAGGGUGUUCCCGAUUUCUUGCACUCCCAUAUUCUUCCUCCCCCGCCCUAUUCCACCCUCCCUGGAGGACGAAUUGGGCGUGGUCAUCAUCCUAUUGCCAUGCGCACUGUUCAACCGGCACAAACGGCCUCGCCUCGUUUGCGAGGUUGGAGGCAAACCGUCCUCCCCAUCACCGCUCAGGACUUUGGAAGAUCACAUUUCCGGCACCCUCCAUUCUUUGGCGAUGAGGAUUUCCGAGCGGGUGGAUCCGGAUCGGGCAAGAACUGCUGUGGAGUUCACGUAACUCAAACUGUCUCCAUCCGAUGGUUUAUUGUUAUGAUCGCCUUCUUGGGGAUUUGCUGCUCCGUGGUUGGCACGGUCUUGGGGGCCUUAAAGGCCUCCGGACGAGAACAUCUCACCGUAUCCUUACUCAUGAUAGGUGUUGGCAUUGUAUUAAUUACCGUUAGCGGCAUUGCUUGGCGACUCACAGCGACGGAUGCUCCGAGUUGUCGAGCCCUACUUGGGAUCGGUGGACCCUACGAGGAGGAUUAUACCCACGGGGGUCGUUUUCUCUCAAGGCCUCCCAUGGGAUAUAAUGGCCCUUACUCUGGUGGUGGUGGCGGUGCGGGUGGUGGAACCAGUGGUCAGCCUGCAGCUUCAGCGGCGGGAAGAGCUCAACAUCCUUAUGCAGCCAUGAUGUACUCUGACUUCAAUUAUCGCCCGCCGCCUCCAACGUAUCAAGCCAGUAUGCAAGAAUAUCGUCUCCGAUUACUCCUUAUGGAUCGACAGGGUGCAAACACGGGCGGGUCCGGAGGACCUGGAUUGGCCUCCGCCAAUGCCUGCAUAUCCCCUCCACCUCAGUACAGAGCACAGCUCAGAACUGCAUUGGCCAAUGCCAUGGUUCACAGUCGUCCGCCCAGUUAUCAGUCGCAAGUGUCCGAGCAACACCAAGUCAUAGUCCCGCCCAUCCCUGUUUCUAAUCACGCCCAGGGCACCAAUCGAUUUGCUCCUCAGUCCGGUUGGUCGGAGGGUGGGAAUGCCACCAUGACAACCACGACCACGACGUCGACUUUGGCCUCCACGUUGUCUUCAGCGCCAAACUCGAGUCCCAUCACGACCACCUCCGUAUCAGCGAGGGAUCCCCACCAAGUCCAUGUUCCUGCCUCAUCCUCCUCUAGUCAAAAUGGGGUUUCCACAUUGCCUCCCAAUUGGUCACAGCCUCAUCGAGCCUUGGUUCAUCACGCCCGGAUGAUAUCCGGAACCUCCCCCAAUAUUACCAACAUCAACAACAACAACAGUACUAGUGAGUCUAGCUCCUCCCUGUCUGUCGGCAUUCAUCACACUUUGCCCGUAAGCCAUCAUCGGUCCACGUCCAAUUCGUCCUCGCCUCAGAACUCGCCCAUGAAGAAGAGCAUGGCCGAGGACGAAGAGAGUGCCAUCGUGGCCGUGACUCAUGAUUACAUUCCGUCCAAAACCAACCGCUCCACCUUUGGAAAGAAGCGGUCAAAACAUGCGAAUCUUCAACCACAGCAUCAUCAUCAUCAUCAUUCACAACCACCCCAACAGCAGCCGCCAUCAAAUCCUCAUUCUAGUCUGGUCACGAUCGUAUCGACACCGGGCGAUGUGAGUGAUUCUUCCAAUCACACUCUGACGAACAACAUUGGCGAUUCCGUGAUUGUCACCGUAUCCGGAUCGAUCACGGAUUCCACUCAAUAUUUCCGGAGCUCGCCGGGAGAAGUGGAGAUCCUGGCCCACUUGUGACAAUUUCAAACCAUGUGAAUCCAUCGAAAUGACCGACCGCUCUGGUUACUCUGAACUUUCACAAUUUAGACAACAAUAUCAGAAUCAAAUGAUGACCUUUCAAAGACGAAUCAUGCAAAACGAACUGGAAACCUCUCUCAAAGAAUCCAUACCCACAAACAAACCUGGAACCGAUUCUAAGUCAAAAUCAAAGUCAGUCUUGAAAAAGAAGCAGUCAAUUGUUGACUCGUUUAGACGAAUAACCGAAUAACGCGUGCCACUUGGUCCAAUGUUUGUGUUGGGCAAGAGAGAGAGAGAAGAAACCAUUUUCCCUAAAUGUAUUUUUUUGAUUGCCACAUUUUCUACCAUAUUUUUAUCCCUGUCAUCCGUUCUUAACUUAACAGACCAAAGGGGUUGAAAUAUAAUCUAAAUUGAAACUA
This is a messenger RNA of Tigriopus californicus, 4143 nucleotides long. RefSeq lists its product as uncharacterized. The record is from RefSeq and is a predicted model, not a curated record. The coding region runs from base 1016 to 3724 and encodes 902 amino acids. The transcript has 5 exons. Lineage: Eukaryota; Metazoa; Arthropoda; Copepoda; Harpacticoida; Harpacticidae.